This is a messenger RNA of Saccoglossus kowalevskii, 999 nucleotides long. Its product is annotated as tigger transposable element-derived protein 6-like. The record is from RefSeq and is a predicted model, not a curated record. Lineage: Eukaryota; Metazoa; Hemichordata; Enteropneusta; Harrimaniidae.
AUGAAAAUAAAACCGUUCGUCAUCGGAAAGGCAGCGAAACCACGCUGUUUUAAAAAUAUUGAUCCAAAAACUUUGCCUGUAUACUGGAAUUCAAAUAAAAAAGCCUGGAUGACAAGUGCCUUAUUUGAAGAAUAUCUCCGUGAUUUGAACAAUCAAAUGCGUCGUAAACGUCGAAAAAUCUUGCUUUUUCUUGACAACGCCACUUCACACUGCCCGAACAUUAGGCUAUCGCAUGUCACUCUGAAAUUCUUUCCUGCCAAUACCACAUCUGUUUUACAACCGCUAGACCAGGGAAUUAUUAGAGCAUUUAAAGCUCGAUACAGAAAGAGACUCCUACGUUCUGUUAUUGCAAAGAUUGACACAGAAUCGAGUGCGAGUGAAGUGGCGAAAUCCGUAAAUGUACUCGACGCCGUACACUGGAUCAACAGUUCGUGGAUUGACACGAAAUCUGAGACAAUAACAAAAUGUUUUCACAAAGGUGGUUUCCAUCAACUGGACAGUGAAAUCACCGAUGUGGAAGAAGCAGACGACACAGAAGAGAUAAGAAAUCUUAUCAAUGAAGUCACAGGGCCAGAUGUUCAAUGCACCGUUGACGAAUAUCUUAACUUCGAUGACAAUAUGCCGACAGAGGAAACUUACGAUGGCGAAUGGGAACAACAAAUUUUAGAGAAUUUUAUUGAAGACAAAGAAAACCAAGACUGUCUAGAUGAUGAUACAGAAAGCAGUGAAAAUCAAAUCGUCAAUGAAUGUGACGAGGGCAGCGACAUGACACAUCAGGAUGUGCUGCACAUGUUGACAAAAAUAAAGAACUUCGCAAUAAACAAAGACUCGUGUUACCUGACUGCAGUCCAAGACCUGCAAACCAUGACUGAACGAAAAAUUGUACAGAAAAGAUGUUCUUUGAGGCAGUCAACUUUGGACAGUUUUUCACACCAUAAACUGACAUUUAUUGACGUACUUAACCUAAGUUUAGUGACUUUUUUCAACGUGAAUCAGUGA